Molecule: messenger RNA, 1383 nt
Organism: Caenorhabditis briggsae
Lineage: Eukaryota; Metazoa; Nematoda; Chromadorea; Rhabditida; Rhabditidae
Gene: Cbr-sand-1
Product: Protein CBR-SAND-1
Exons: 4
Coding region: 1-1383 (460 amino acids)
Biological process (GO): endosome to lysosome transport via multivesicular body sorting pathway; protein targeting to vacuole
Source: RefSeq, a predicted model, not a curated record
AUGGAAGAAGAGGUACCCGGUGGAUCGGCAGAAGCCACCGAUACAGGAAGCGAAGCGAGCUUCAAAGUGUCUCAAAGAGAAAUUGAAGACGUCGAGGAGAAUUUGAAAAACGCCGAAGCGAUUUUCGAGCAUCUCGAACAGCUUCCGUUUCAGGUUUUCAUUCUCAGCGAGUUUGGAAAACCGAUUUUUGUGAACAAUGAUAGAGACGAAGGAGAGGUUGUGAGUCUGGCAGCACUGAUUUGUGCAUUCGUGAGUCGCUGUCAAUCAUGGGGAGACAGUUUAAUGUCGAUGACGUCACAGGAUAAUCAUAUUCAAUUCUUGCACAAAUCUCCGUUGAUUUUCUGUGUUGUAUCGAAAUAUGCAGAACAGUUGGACCAGCAAUUGGAAGUUCUUUUUGAACAAAUCUGCUCGAUUCUUUCGAAAAGUCAACUGGAAAAUGUGUAUAAGAAGAAGGGAGACAAUUAUGACUUGAGAAAACUGCUACGCGGUACUGAUAGGCUUAUUGAUUCAUCGAUUUCUUCGUGGAGAGCCUCGCCGAUCAAUUUGGUUGAUUCUUCGAUUUCUGCGAUUCCGAUGAAUUCAUCGGAUCGGGAAUUUCUUUCGACAACGAUGGCAUCGUGUAUGGGCGCUGCGAAAUUAGAUGGUGCUUUGUUUGGAAUUAUGAUUGCUAGAAGACAGAUAGCAGCGAUUGUCAGGUUUAAGAAAUACGUAAUCCAUCCUCGCGACUUGAACAUUCUCAUCAAUCUCGUCUCCGACACCACUCUCAAAACGGAUUCUCAAAACUGGGUGCCCAUCUGUUUGCCACGUUUCAAUGACACCGGCUUCUUCUACGCCUACAUUUCGUAUCCCUGGUGCAACAAAGAUCAAGACAUUCCAGCGUGUCUAGUGCUGCUUUCUGUGAAACGAGAUCAUUUCGAUGGGUUGAAAGAAGUCAGACAACAAAUUGUCACAAAAUUGGAGAACAAUGCGAAAUUCUUCACCAAUUUCAGUCAAGCUGUGAAGACGCCGAAUCUGUAUCAGAUCUCACAAAUCGGAUCGAAUUCUGAAUCACUUUGGUCGUUUUUAUACUUGAAUCACUCGUCGAGACAAGUUUGUAUGUCCGCUUCGAAAAUCCCCCUUAUCACUCGAACCGAACGAUGGAUGGCUCGCUGUGAAAUGCGACGUUCUUCUGCUCUAUCCACACGUCAUCCUCACCUCCGAACCCUUUUCGUUCGUGGCACAAAGCACUGUCUCUUCGUUUGGGUGACGGAUCUCUUCUCGUUAUACUGCAUCUUUGGUCCAUUUGUCACUGCCGCCGUCUCAUUCCAAGUCGUCGAGAAGCUUCUGAAAUCGCUGAAGUCGCACGAGCAACGCUACUUCAUUAUUAAUACGACAUCUUUCUAA